AUAGCAGGCUAUUUAGCCUUAUUUGUGGUUUCACUGUGACAUUCUGAGUUGUUGAUAGUGAUGUUGAAAAUGCAGCUUUACGUGUUUCUGGUGGCCGUCUCCCUUUCUGUUGUUUAUGGAGCCGUCUCAUUUACUCCAAUAAUGACGGAAGAAGUUUACGGGCAUACAGUGAGGUUUUGCCCUUACAAAGGAAUAAGGAUGCUCCCUGGAUCAAAAGUCAGGAACUAUGACUCGUGUGAGAUAUGUAGAUGCAAGAAGAAAGGUUUAUCAUGUGCCACAUUACCAAAUGCAUUCACCGUCCAUUAUCCUGAUGAUUCAAAAUGUAUCAGUGUGAGGAUAGGCUGCAAAAACCACUGGGUGCUGAGGAAAAACAAUAAACGAAGAUGUCCAAAGCGUCUGAUACCAAAGGAAAUUUCAAUGGUUGGAAAAUAAGAACUUUUCGUAAAGGAAUAUUAAAAUUAUAAUUUCAAAAAUAAAAUUGCAUUGUUGAA
Messenger RNA from Mercenaria mercenaria, 491 nucleotides. RefSeq lists its product as uncharacterized. The transcript has 3 exons. NCBI's taxonomy places the organism in Eukaryota, Metazoa, Mollusca, Bivalvia, Venerida, Veneridae. The record is from RefSeq and is a predicted model, not a curated record. The coding region runs from base 61 to 432 and encodes 123 amino acids.